UCUUUAUCAACAACAACAACGAUAGCACAACAACAACAAAACGACAGGAUCAAGGUUUCUCAGGGACUAGUAGUAAUUUCGAGAGAAAAUGUCACUGCUUUGUGAAAAAUGUCCAAUGGUGAUAGUUUCUGGUAAUUCCCACCCAGAACUUGCGCAAAUGAUAGCUGAGAAGCUGUCAAUGCACCUGUGUGACUGCUGCUGUUACAACAAAGCCAACAGAGAGACAGCAGUUGAAAUUAAAGAGUCAGUUCGUGGAAAAGACGUCUAUAUUAUUCAAACCGGAACUAAGAAUGUGAACAAUGACAUGAUGGAGCUGCAGAUCCUGGCCUACGCGUGCAGGACCAGCUGUGCACGCAACAUCGUGGGCGUAAUACCAUACCUGCCUUAUUCUAAACAGAGCAAAAUGAGGAAAAGAGGCUCCAUUGUUUGUAAACUGCUUGCAAAGAUGUUGAGCAAAUCAGGCUUGGACCACAUCAUCACUAUUGAUCUCCACCAGAAGGAGAUCCAGGGCUUCUUUGAUAUUCCUGUGGACAACCUGCGAGCCUCCCCCUUCCUCAUAGAGUACAUCCAGACCACGAUUCCAGAUUUUAGAAAUGCUGUUAUUGUGGCACGCAAUCCAAAUUCAGUGAAGCGGGUAACCUCAUUUGCCGAGCGUCUGAGAUUGAGCAUUGCUGUAAUUCAUGGCGAAGAAAAAGAUGAAGAUGAACCGGAUGGUCGUAACUCUCCUCCACCCGUACAAGGCGCUGAUUUUGCUUUUAAUCCAAUUCCUGCAAUACAAGCCAAAGAAAAGCCACCUUUGAAUGUGGUGGGUGAUGUUGGUGGGAGGAUUGCUAUUAUUGUGGAUGACAUGAUUGACGAUGUGCAGUCAUUUGUCUCCAUAUCAGCUGUGCUGAAGGAGCGUGGGGCCUACAAGAUCUACGCAAUGGCCACCCAUGGACUGCUCUCCUCCGAUGCACCAAGACUUAUAGAGGAUUCAUGCAUUGAUGAGGUGGUUGUGACUAACACAGUUCCACAUGAGAUUCAGAAGAUGCAGUGCAACAAGAUCAAGACGGUUGACAUCAGUGGCAUGCUUGUGGAGGCCAUACGUCGCAUACACAACAAGGAGUCCAUGGCAUACCUCUUCAGAUACAUUGGCAUGGACGAUUAAAUAAACAAUACUAUAAAUCUUAACAUCCAACUACAUGUCAAAAGAUAGACACGCCUUGUCAGCAAUUUUGUAUAAUAGUAGCCUGACAGAUUGAUUGAAGGAUACAAAUUGUCACCAUUUAGAACUGGUUUUCCAUGACCAGUCAAAGAUGUAAACAUAGUUAUUAUGUUCUUUUAAUGUUUGUAUAAAAUGUUGUAGAACAGGCCAUUUAAGACUUCACUGCAAUCAUUGAUCUGUAUUACAGAUACAGAUAUUCAUGGUUGUGUGUGUCUCCUAGAUUAAAUAGCAUGUGGUCAGAACAUUUAAUUGUGCUUAUGAUAUAUUGACCCAGAACAAAAGUGGGUUAUGUAAGGUAAAAACAAGCUCACUAGGUGAAAUUGAAGAAAAAUAUUGUGAACAGACUAGAAUUCAUACUCAGUAUUGUUUCCCCAAUCAUCUUGAAACUUGCUCAGAACAUGUUCUCAUUGUUUGCCAAGUUCAGUCAAUUAAAACAAAAUGACUGCAGGGUCAGAUUUCUUUAUAUGACUUGUGAAACCUUGUUAACACUCUAGAACUCAUGUUGGCCUUAAUAUAAAUAAAGUGUAACAGACGAUU
Dreissena polymorpha is the source of this 1741-nucleotide messenger RNA. Its product is annotated as phosphoribosyl pyrophosphate synthase-associated protein 2-like. The transcript is spliced from 9 exons. Lineage: Eukaryota; Metazoa; Mollusca; Bivalvia; Myida; Dreissenidae. The record is from RefSeq and is a predicted model, not a curated record. Gene Ontology annotation, biological process: purine nucleotide biosynthetic process; 5-phosphoribose 1-diphosphate biosynthetic process. Gene Ontology annotation, molecular function: ribose phosphate diphosphokinase activity; magnesium ion binding. Bases 89 to 1147 code for a protein of 352 amino acids. Gene Ontology annotation, cellular component: ribose phosphate diphosphokinase complex; cytoplasm.